CUUCCCCGGGUAACAAGGGCUUCUCAUUCUUUGGGUGCUGAUUCUGACUGAGCCCGGUGAGAGAGCGCGCAGUAGUAGCUCGGAGCGGCGAUGCUGCGCGACACCGAGGCGUUAUCAGCUUAAGAAUACUGGAGCACCCCUCGCGGCAACUGUUAACUGGCUCGUGAGAGUGCCUGCAUGCGCAAAACACGUUCCCGUUGGUAACUCCCGACUGUGCAGAAUUAGGCGGCAUCAUUCGCUCAUAUCUUCAUUAGAGAACCGGCUGACUCCCAGGUGGUAGCAUCAGAGACCCAGCCCUUUGGAGGACGUGCCUGGCUGUUAGCAGUCCGGUCUACAGAUUAUCCAGAGGUGUGGCCUUCCAGAGCCUCUGCCCCGCCCACUCUCUCCACUCUGCUCUGGCGUACCUGUCUCAGGUCCCUGUAGGGCAGCCAUGACAGAAACGGUGACGGCCAGGCACGGCAAUGAUAAGGACCAGAGCGGCUGGACGCAGGGGACUCGCCCCACGGGGGAGGACCUGACGGACGAGGAGAAGGAGAUCAUCAACAGCGUCAUCGCCCGCGCAGAGAAGAUGGAGGCCAUGGAGCAGGAGAGGAUCGGGCGGCUGGUGAACCGGCUGAACGACAUGAAGAGCGGGGCUCUUGGGGACGGCGUCUCCCGAUGCCUGCUCUGCGGGGAGCAGUUCGGCGGGGCGGGGGCCAGCGCAGUGGUGUGCGCCGAAUGUAAGAAGAACAUGUGCACCAAAUGCGGGGUCCAGACCAACAGCCGGCCGCGUUCAGCAUGGCUCUGCAAGAUCUGCAGCGAGCAGAAAGAGGUGUGGAAGCGUUCGGGCGCCUGGUUCUUCAAAGGAAUGCCCAAGCAGGUGCUUCCCGCUCCCAUGCCCGUCUCCAAGCAACAGAGCCCCAAAACCCAGCCGCGGGGCCCCCAGGAACCCCCGGCCCAGCCAGAGGCCACCAGCGCCCCCGGGGCACAGGGCAGGGGGCCUGUGGAGACCCAGCUCCCCAGCACAGAACAACAGGUGACAGAAGCUGACCCCUCUGGGAGAGGGAGAGGAGCCCGGCCCCCUGUGGCCCCCAAGCCCUCCGUGGGACGGGUGGGCCCAGGCGGGGCAGAGACGGGGGACUCCUACCUGAGGGAGGGGGGCAGCGAGGGCCAGGACAGCCCUGUGGUGCUGAAGAGGGCCGUCCCGGUCCACAGCUCCAGACCCCCCCCAGCCUCAGCCACCCCCAUGGCCCAGCAAGCAGCACCCCCUGAGACGGAGAGCAGUUACUCUGCCACCGGCCAGAGGGAAGAGAGAGCGCCCCCUGCUGCCUGGGAGGAGAAACGACAGCCGGUCGCGAGCAACCCUCCCCCGCCUCGGCAGCCACAGCCCCCCCCAGAGGAGGACGAGGAGGCUAACAGCUACGACUCGGAUGAAGCCACUACGCUGGGCUCCCUGGAGUUCAGCCUGAUGUUCGAACAGGAGAGCAGCACUCUGCACUGCAGCAUCAUCAGAGCCAAGGGUCUCAAGCCCAUGGACUCCAACGGACUGGCCGACCCUUACGUCAAACUGCACCUGCUGCCAGGGGCGAGCAAGUCCAACAAGCUCCGGACCAAAACACUGCGUAACACACGCAACCCCGCCUGGAACGAGACGCUGGACUACCACGGGCUCACGGAGGAGGACAUGCAGCGCAAAACGCUCAGGCUCUCGGUGUGUGACGAGGAUAAGUUUGGGCACAACGAGUUCAUCGGGGAGACGAGGGUGGCCCUGAAGAAGCUGAAGAUGAACCAGAAAAAGAACUUUAACGUGUGCCUGGAGAGGGUGGUCCCGAUGAAACGGACAGGGACGGCGGGCUCGGCGCGAGGAAUGGCCCUUUACGAGGAGGAGGGGAAGGAGGGCGGGGACGUGGAGGAGAGGGGGCGGAUCCUGAUCUCGCUCAUGUACAGCACCCAGCAGGGCCGGCUCAUCGUGGGCGUGGUGCGCUGCGUCCACCUGGCCGCCAUGGACGCCAACGGCUACUCCGACCCCUUCGUCAAAAUCUGUCUGAAGCCUGACAUGGGAAAGAAAGCCAAGAAUAAGACACAGAUCAAGAAGAAGACCCUGAACCCUGAGUUCAAUGAAGAGUUUUCUUAUGAUAUUAAGCACAGCGAGCUGGCAAAGAAGACCCUGGAUAUCUCAGUUUGGGACUACGACAUUGGAAAAUCCAAUGACUACAUCGGUGGCUGCCAGCUGGGCAUCACGGCUAAAGGCGAGCGGCUGAAGCACUGGUACGAGUGCCUGAAGAACAAAGACAAGAAGAUCGAGCGCUGGCACACCCUCCUGAACGAAAGCCACGUGUCCAGUGACUAGGGCAGCGCCCCGCCCCGUCCUGCCCCGCCCCGCCCCGCCCCGCC
Molecule: messenger RNA, 2373 nt
Organism: Anguilla anguilla (European eel)
Lineage: Eukaryota; Metazoa; Chordata; Actinopteri; Anguilliformes; Anguillidae
Product: rabphilin-3A-like
Exons: 20
Coding region: 431-2329 (632 amino acids)
Biological process (GO): intracellular protein transport
Cellular component (GO): membrane
Molecular function (GO): small GTPase binding
Source: RefSeq, a predicted model, not a curated record